UGGCCCGACUUAGCGUAAUAUUUCUCGUCACCGUCAAACAACCAAUCAUGUAUAAUUAAUGUUAUUAAGAAAACACUUCAGUCGCCCGCUGACCCCAACAAGCCGCGUCUAAGCCGCAGCAACACUGAAUGUUACUUCUGACCCUAAUUGUUUUAGGGGGAAAGUUCGCGAUUGCUGAGACGAACUAAUUUUUGCACAUUAGAUCCAGCAUGGAGUACGUGAAAACGCUAGUCCCGGGGUCUCUAGUGCGGUCUGUGACCUCGGCAGGCACCUCUUUCACCGGUCACGUCCUUGCCCCACCCAAGCCCCGUCCCUUCCGGAUCUGCACGUAUAGCCGCUGCCGACGGAGAGGCGUGGUAGCCGCGUCUCUAGAUGAUCUAGCAAGCAAAGUCGUGAAUAUCUUCCUGCUGACAAGUGAGCUUCUGACCCUGGUGCUGGAGGAAGACGGAACAGUGGUGGACACAGAAGCCUUCUUUCAAUCGCUGCCUGCCAACACGCUAUUGAUGGUGCUGGAGAAGGGGCAGAGAUGGACCCAGAGCAAGGAAAUCCCAGGUUUCCAACAGCCCAAGAAAAGUGGAAUUGCAAAGCUGACCUUUGACCUGUACAAGCUGAAUCCAAAAGACUUCAUUGGCUGUUUGGCCAUACAAGCCACCCUGUAUGAGAUCUACAGUUUCUCAUAUGAGAUACAGUGCAUGGGGUUAAAGGAAAUUCUGAAGUCGAUCCUGCAGUGCCUGACAUAUGUGGCUAAAGUGUCAGGCCACUUCCUGCUGUGUGGUUCCACCUAUUUGCUGCAGCACAUUGAAGAUGGCGACUAGAAGGCAACUAGGACUUUGCUUUGUGUGGAAAUGUGUUUCUGUGCCUCGGGAUUGAUGUCUGGAUACUGUACUGUCCAUGCUAACACCAACUGCAAUUAAACAUUUGCCACCAGAGUAAAACCUGCAUGCUUCUGAAAUGUUUAAAGCAUCUUCUAGUGUUAUGUGUUAAUUUCUCCUUGUAUUAAAAACACUUCCCGGAAGUGUUCUUAAGUUCUGCUACUUCACAGUUCUGCUACGUACAGCUUGAAAUGUUCCAUUUUAUUACUUCAUUUUUCUGAUUUGAUUUAUCUCAUUUCAGCUGAGCAGGCUUCAGCUUACUUUGGGGGGUGGAAAUGCACAGGUCACUUAUACAUACUGGUACUGACAGUCAGUGAAUAGUUGAAUUUGUAUUGGUAGCCCGAUAUCUCAAUCUUGACCAUAAGUCAGAUUUUUAGUUUAAAUUUGAUAUCAAUGAACAUCAAACUAGCUGGGAGAAUGUCUACAGAGUGUUUGUUUUGAUUAAAUAAAGUGUCUGAUGAUAAAUCUGGAUCUGAGUUUUAAAGUUGGAAUGUUAAGAUGUCCUCCUGAGCUGAGUACAACUACAUGCAGAUCACUUGUGGCAUUGUGCAAGUUUCAGUCUCUAAAUAAACUUCAUCUAAAGUUUG
This is a messenger RNA of Brienomyrus brachyistius, 1459 nucleotides long. It is a transcript of the gene cidea, whose product is annotated as cell death inducing DFFA like effector a. NCBI's taxonomy places the organism in Eukaryota, Metazoa, Chordata, Actinopteri, Osteoglossiformes, Mormyridae. The record is from RefSeq and is a predicted model, not a curated record. Bases 210 to 815 code for a protein of 201 amino acids. Gene Ontology annotation, biological process: apoptotic process; regulation of apoptotic process. The transcript has 5 exons.